AUGUUUGGCGAAAUCAAGAGCCUCAACGGCCCAAGCGGCAGGACAAUCACCAAUCUUGCCCACGAAUACCGUCGGUAUCACCGAGAUCCAGAUCGAUCGAAGAAUCUUUCAUCUACUAUUCCGCAGAAAAGAGAACGUGAUGAUGCUUCGUUGCAUCAAUCCAAGGCCACAUCAACUGCGGAUGCUGUGGCACCUUCUUCUACUACAGAUGGUACUACUCCCGUUGACAAAACCGAUGUGAAACGGGAAUUCAAGAUGAAUAAUGCAAAAUCGAGCACCACGAUCGACUUGACCAAUAAUGCACCAACAAUCACGGCCAUUGAGGGAACCAAGCUACCAGAAAUCUCAAUGCCCAAGGCAACCCAGGCAACGCAACUGCCCGAUAUCAAAAGCAUGAACAAAGCCGGUCGUCUGCUCGGACUGGAAGAGAAAAUUGAUCGAUUGCUGGGAUUGGAAGGCAAAAUUGACCGUUUGCUUGGAUUGGAAGAGAAGAUUGACCGGUUGCUCGAAUUGGAAAGCAAAAUUGACCGUUUAAUUGGUUUGGGAGGCAAGAUUGAAGGCCCACAGGGAUUGGAACGCAAAAUCAACCAACUUGCGGAGUUGGGACCCAGAGUUGAAGCCUUCCUCAAUAGCCUCGACUUUUUGGUUGGGAUCGAGGAUCCUUAG
Trichoderma aggressivum f. europaeum is the source of this 666-nucleotide messenger RNA. RefSeq lists its product as uncharacterized. The coding region runs from base 1 to 666 and encodes 221 amino acids. NCBI's taxonomy places the organism in Eukaryota, Fungi, Ascomycota, Sordariomycetes, Hypocreales, Hypocreaceae. The transcript has a single exon. The record is from RefSeq and is a predicted model, not a curated record.